Messenger RNA from Xyrichtys novacula (pearly razorfish), 4411 nucleotides. NCBI's taxonomy places the organism in Eukaryota, Metazoa, Chordata, Actinopteri, Labriformes, Labridae. The record is from the annotation of a GenBank genome assembly.
AGACCGGCUCCAGGCUGCCUGUGAAACUGUAGAAGAGUUAGGACGCGGAUGUGUCGAUGUAUUUUCGCCGGGUUUUUGUAGUUUUCUUCGUAUUUGUGAUUUUUUAUAUCGUGUGGAGUUUAAACGGUAAAUAUAUAUUAAGUGUGUGAACCUUUGUUAACCAUAAACCUCGAUACUGUGUUGUUUUAUUGCAUUUAGCUCGCUAACUUCAUAGCCUUCAAUAGUCCUCUCACCUGCUCGUCCAUUUCUGUACGUUUGACUGAAACUGCAUCAUAGACUGUAUAUAGAAUAUUAGAUAAAGUGUUAUAGAUAUAGACUGUAUAUCUGGAUAUUAACAUCGAGGUUUUAUUCAUCUACAGAGAGGAUGUCUGAGCAGACUCUUGACUAUUUCCUCAGUCGGAAUAAAAUCCAGAAAAGAGAUGGUGCUGAUAUCAGGUGGUCACACGCUGUGAACAGCAGAGACAGUUUAACAGAGGCUCUGACAGGUAAACACACUUUAUUAUUGCAUGUUUUUUGUUUGUUUGUUUGUUUGUUUUUUGUUGUUGUUUUUUUCCAUUAAACUUAACAAUAUGAAUGAAAACACAAGCUCUGACAGAUAAACUUGCUCUUUGUUGGUUGCAUGGUUUAUUUACAAAAAUAAUGAUCAUAAAUGGGUAACAGGCUCUGACAGGUAAACUUACCUUUUAUCAUAUAUUUAACAUUAAAAAGAGUGGAGUAAUGAUUUUGGCGUGUCUGAUGAGUAAAUAUGUGUUUAUUUUUUUCACUGGCUAUGGUUAAUUGAGAAGUAUUUAUUAAUACUUAAUAAAAAGUUUUAACAGAGAUGAUGUGUUUUAGUCCUGUUUAGAAUAACAUCGAAGUCUCCACAUUUAAUACCAUACUCUAUACAAAUUAUGUCUGGCUUACUGCAAAGGGAAUUGACCACAUGUACUUCAUAUAAAACAAGGGCUGAGAUGAUAUGCUUUUCUCAUGAUUCUUUUCUUCUACGAUUUUUUGGAUGCCAAAAAUUGCGAUUUUACAGUAUUGUCAUUUUUCUUGAUAUUUAUUCUGCAUUUUUAACACCAGUGAAACAGUUGCAUGAUUAUGAUUGUCUACUGACUAUUUCAGGAACCAUAUUUCCCACAAAAUACACAUCAGAUGAAAGUCAGUUUUUGAGAUUUAUUCUUAAAUUUGGAAAAAAAAAAAAAAAAAACAAUUGUUGAACAUAAAAAAAACGAUUUGAAAAUUGUAAAACAAAAAAUCGCGAUACUUCCGUAAAUCGAUUUUUUCUCCCACCCCUAUUUAAAACCAUUCCAGUUUUAAUAUUGAGCAUCUGUAAUAAAAAAGAACCUAAUUCAACCUGAAUUCAAAGGUUGUUUAUCUUCUUUAAUAAGCCUGAUUUACUAAAUAUAAUCUGAAUUUCCGUUAAGAUGAUGAGUGUGACAGCUUAACUGUGAGAAUGUUUAAAUUGUGAGGUUUCCCCCCUAAAAUGGAAAAAAGCAAGGAGACUUUGAGAUGUUUUUGAGAUUAAUUUGUUUACCAGCAGAAUGACAUGGGAUAACUUACAAAAAACACAUUUAGUUGUUUUUUUUUCCCAUGAGGUCCAACUCACAUGCUGGAGGCUGACGUCAUCAUUCGAGGUGGUGACCCCAGAGUGCCGAUCAUGGCUCAUCCUCCUGCCACAGACAGUGACAUCACACUGAGAGAGUGGCUGGAAACGGUGAAGGAGCAUGAAAAAGGAAUAAAACUGGACUUUAAGAGGUUAGAUGAUGCUCCACUUCCCCCCCCCCCCGCAGUCCUAUCUGUGAUGUUGACUCGGUGUUACACCCUCUCCUCAGCCUGGACUCUGUGUCUCCCUCUUUGAUCCUGCUGCAGGAAGUGCUGACAGAGUUGAACCGUCCUGUGUGGAUCAAUGCAGACAUCCUUCCUGGUCCAGGGGGAAAGGCCACACCUCUUGAUGCUCAGUCUUUCCUCUCUGCUGUGAGUACUCUACCUGCUCACACUGUGCUGUCUCUGGGCUGGACCACUGGAUGGACCGCUGGAACAGAGAACCCAGGUGAGGACACUGAAGGUACUAACAUGGCUGGCCUUCUACACUUUUAUUCUACAGAUCAUACUCAGAAACACCUGGAGGGGCAAAAUAUUCAGCUGUACUCGAAUCGAAAGUUCUCUAAAGUAGUAAGGCUUUCUAAACGUAAGUAAAUCCAAAAAAAUAACUAUCAUGAAUUUUUUUUAUAUUUUAAGAAAUUAAAGAUGUAAUAUAUUCUAGACCCAUGAACUGAAAUGUUUCAAGACAUUGUUCUUAUUUCAUAAUUAUGGCCCACAGCUCAAAAAAUACACUUAGUUUUGAGUUUAGGUUCUGUUCAAACACUGUAGACAUUAUUUAUUUCUCACUCUGGUGCAUCAAGAGCCACCAUGCUCAGAUAUCUCAGAUAUAAAGAGACUACAUUUGUCACAUUCCUCUAACCAAGCCACCCCUGAGCCAGGGAAAACAAAGAACAGUCAUACCUGGGUGAAGGAGAAAAAGAACUGAGCUAUUGUUCCUUGGUCCAAAGUCCUCUUAUGGUGUGUUGUGUGUUUAUGUUGUUCAGGUUACAGUUGGGACAUGGUGCAUGCAAUGGAGGAGAUUUGUAGAACCCUCAAACACCCUGUCACCUUUCCAGUACGUGCAGCUCUAAUGGCCCAGUCGGCCCCGCAGCUCACCUGGCUGCUGCAGCAGUCAGACAGGUGAGUAUCAACCAAGAGAGGUCAGAGGUCACAUUGGCAUUAAAACAAGUGUAGCACCAGAAGAUCUCUUGGAUAAAUGAUUUUGUGUCCAUUCUGCUGUUCACAGGUACUCCCUCACAGUGUGGACCAGUUUGACUGAUGACUUCAGAGUCCAGGACUUACUGAUGUACAGGAAACAGUUUGACGUCAGCAGGAUCUACUUUGACCUGUCGGAGUCUGAAAGGACUCAACUCAGUGUGACGGAGUGAUACAUUCGCUGAAAGUUCAUAAAGACCCUCAGAGGAUUUGUCUGGGUGUGAUCUCAGGACUGUUAUAGCAGACUGACAUCCCCGGGUUGCAGUAUGGACAGUGCAACCUUAGUGGUGUAUUAUCUGAAAACUAUAAUACAUGAGAGCAGAAGUCCCUGACUUUGUGUUUGGAGCACAUAGUAGGCUGUGGGAUGUAUCUCAGGGGUCAUAUGAAAAAGUGUUUUACCAAUACUCUUUCUGUGCAGGGUUUCAGCGCCGCUCGCACAUGUCCUGCAUUCUUGAAAAGCUCACAAUCGCCAACAGCCAAUUCAGUUCACUGAAUCACAGUAACACGCUUCUUAUUGCUUUAAUGUGUGACAGUAUUCCACAUUUUUAGGAUGAUAUAAAGUUGAUCUUUAAUGUGAAACCUCAUCGGAAAAGCAGCUAGCUUAAGAUGAAUUUUCUAAUGGAUUUACUCGCACCGAUACAAGUUCAAUUUUAAUCUGAAGUUUGCUUUGGUGAAGACGCUAUGUUCUGUUGACUUGGAUUUGGGGCUUCUGAGUUGAGACAAACAGUCCCAAACAUGAUUACUUGUUGAUUUGACAAUGUCUGUAUCACAUGUACGUAAUAAACAAGAACAGUUUGUACACACGUAAACUCUGAACACUCUGAAAACAAAAAUACACAAAUGAGUAACACAAAUGAGUAAAAUCCACAAAAAAUAGUUUGUCAAAAAACAUAACUUGCAUGAAUAUUUACUUAAAGGGAUUUGCCUCAAUUUUGAUGAUAAAUUCUAUUUAUUACAAGACUGACAUGUAUUAGAGUAUUUUUACACUUGUUCAAGGAUCUGAGCUCUUCCACCUCUUACAUUUAAUCUCAGGCUGCAGGUUAAUCAUAGCAUUCAGUUAUUUUAAGCAUUCAGCUUUACAUCAAGACUUAGCCUUAUGUCUUUGGAUCAAAAUGUUACUAAAGGAAGAUUUAAAAACAGCAUAACUUUCCUAAUUGCAAUGUUUUUACUGCCUCUUUUUUAUCAUUUUAUUAAGAGAUAAAAGUCUAUUCAUGAAAUAACAUAUGUAGAAGGUUUAUAUAGGAAAGAGACUGCAAUACGAUGCAGUUAAAUGAAACACUAAAGGCUGAGUGUAUUACAGAGGUGUUGCUACUGGCAACUCUGAAUGUGAUGAAAAGUGUCUGAGAAUGUUUCACAUUUUCAAGGAUGCAGAUUCACUUACUGGCAAUUUAGAUAAAAGCUUUCUCUGAAAGGGAAGGUUACCUUUUCCUCAGUGUGAAGCUUAGGUUGAUUAUUUAUUCCCACUGUGUUAUGAAAGGUUCUGCAUAUUUAAGGCUUAGAUACAUAAUGUCUAUUUUUGCAUUGUAAACUACUGAUUGUUGAACAACAACAUGGAGCAAAUUAAAAUUGCGGGUGGAUUGUAUCGAUAAGAAAAUAUCAUUUUUUUUGUAUAAAAUUGGUGUAAACCAGUGGA